AUGACCGUCAUCUAUCUGCAAUUUCCACAGAGCCCCGCUCCCGAGCAAUGCAUCACCUUCGUCACCGAAGCCCUUCAAAAGAUCAACCCCGACCUCAGCGAGUCCAAGCGAACUGAAGAUAGCAUUACCUUCACUUCUACCGAUCAUGAUGUCGACAUCUACGGUGAUAUAUUCAAAUUGUGGCUGGAUUCAGAGCCUCCGGUUAUAGAUACCUGGCGAAUGGUGUCACACGGUUGA
Penicillium concentricum is the source of this 237-nucleotide messenger RNA. RefSeq lists its product as uncharacterized. The record is from RefSeq and is a predicted model, not a curated record. NCBI's taxonomy places the organism in Eukaryota, Fungi, Ascomycota, Eurotiomycetes, Eurotiales, Aspergillaceae. The coding region runs from base 1 to 237 and encodes 78 amino acids. The transcript has a single exon.